AUGACCGCCUUCCCGUCGAAUUAUCAACAUUAUUCUAACCGCAGCAUCUAUCGUGACAGACGCCAUUGGCAUCUCGCAUCACAGGCUCGAAUACCCAGUGCUCAGGACAUAUCUGCUCGUACUCACCCGGACGUGCUUCAAAUUUUUCGACAAAAGAUCCACGGCGAAGUUGAUGCGAUGAAGCAUGCCAUCGCUUUGAUGCAGUCUCAGCUCAACUCAGUGGCUCCCAUAUCCUUGCUUCCUGUCGAAUUACUAGCAGAAUGCUUCACGAUUUUAGCCGACGCUCAUCCUCCAUCCGGCCGCCAAGAUCUUGGUUGGAUAACCGUGACACAUGUGUGUCACCAUUGGAGAGACUUUGCUUUGAGUAUGUCCUCGUUAUGGGCCGCGCCUGCUUUCUCUCUGGGUUCAAGAUGGGUUUCGGAGAUGGUAAUCAGAUCCAAGGGCAGACCGUUGACCAUUUGGCAUAGUUUGGCAUUCAAAGGAGCCGCUCCUCAGUCCAAUCGGUCAGCCAUAGCAGAUGCUAAGAACGUCAUCGACAUCCUGCGCGAACACCUGGACAGAGUAAAACAUAUCGAACUAAACGGAUUCCUACCGUCCUCCAUCGAUACCGCUCUAUCGACCUUAUGCCGGCCGGCGCCAUUCCUACGUGCACUGAACAUCAGCCAUACCGGAUUCGGGCAUCCAAUAUCCAUACCCUCUAAUUUCCUGGCAGGAAAUGCACCUUUAUUCCGCUCAUUGGAACUGCCGUACGUUGAGGGCGACUGGAUGGUCCCGGCUAUCCGCAACCUUCACUGCCUAGUUGUGUAUGGCUCAAAGGCGUCACGUUCAAUGGACCCUUUUCUCGACCUGCUGGAACGUAAUCCAGAAUUACGCUCUCUAGAGAUCAACUCCGUGUUCUUCCCAGUGAUACACCCGCCAUCUGGCACCCGUUCCCUCGAACUUCCCAAUCUGCAGUAUUUCACUUUCCAUGGGUCCGCAUCCAGUUGUUCAAUUCUCUUGAAUUCUUUUCUCAAAAAUCCCGUGGCCCUUGCAGUCACACUUCUCGUAGAGCGUGCCGAGACACCUGAAGAUGAUCACGAUACCUUGUACGCUGCUGUAUCCGCGAAAGUCGCCUUACGCCACCUACCUUUCCGUGUCCUCAGUAUUGGUCACGGUGUCAAGAAUAAUUCGCUACCAGGCACCAUAUUAUUUGAGACCUCACGACGGAUUCGCUGGACCAAUGACCGUCCCGACUUUGCUCCUUUCGCGGUACGACCUCCUUCCUUCGCCCUCAGGCUGCAUCCGCCCAUGUCACCCUUUAAUGAUCGCAUAGCAUGUAUCAUCAAUGCUAUUCAAAAGCUUUCCUUCAACGACAUCGAGAUGCUCAUCGUCCGGAAGGCAGGGGGGUACCCGGGUGUCUGGGAAGUGCUCUCUCGCUUACCAUCCAUCAAAUACCUGGAGUUCUCCCACCGUCCCCUCGAAGUUAUUAGAUUGCUUUCCCACAAGUCAAAUCAAACCGAAUCAGGCCUAUCCACUGUGUCCGCAUUCCCACAAUUGACGCACCUUCGUAUUCAAGACAUCGAUUUCACCUGGUACCCGGGCGGAUUGACUCCUGAGCUACAGGAUCACUUAGUAUCCAUGCUGUGCACAAGGACUCAAACGAUCUGUCGAGUCCAAUGGCUUUGUCUCACGGACUGUACGAUAUCGGAGGAAACCCUGGAGAAAAUCCGGAAGAUUGUGCCCGAGGUUUUUGUGGAGGAUGAAGAUGAUUGA
Messenger RNA from Stereum hirsutum FP-91666 SS1, 1752 nucleotides. RefSeq lists its product as uncharacterized. Bases 1 to 1752 code for a protein of 583 amino acids. Lineage: Eukaryota; Fungi; Basidiomycota; Agaricomycetes; Russulales; Stereaceae. The record is from RefSeq and is a predicted model, not a curated record. The transcript has a single exon.